UUAUCCCUUGAGAGUGCCAACCAGCUGUCCAGCCUUGACCAGUACAGAAAAAGCACAGAGCCAGCAGGUGCUCAGAUCACUUUGUUUAAAAUGGGUUUGCCAUUUCAAUUUUUAAGAUUUUAGAUUUUAAGCAGUCUACAUGAUCAUUGGACAUAUAUUCUUCAGAAAUUGACCAAUCAAACCUGCCAUCCAUAGCAGCAUGGCAUUUUUUAAGAGCUUCCAGCAAAGGCUCCCUUCCAUGUCCGCUGUGUUGGAAUCAGUGUCAGAAAAGGUGGAUGACCUGGCUUAUGCACUGAGUGAUGUCACAUUCACGGUGAGCGGAGAACUCGCUGAGCAUGUCAACACCAUCAUCCAUAAAGUCCAGGCCGAGGAGCUGAAGAGGAUUCGUAAGAAAGAGGCCGAAGAGAAGGAGGCUGCAGCACGGCAGGCCCAGGAAAGAGAUCCUCUUCUGGGUAGGACUGAAAUCCAGACCCAGGCUGUAUGCGGCCUAGUGAAGGACCCUGAGCCUCAGACUACAAGCAACGACACCGGUUCACUGCUGUCCACUGAGACUUUCUCUACAGAAAGUGACCUCUCACAGGCUCCUGACACACUGAAAGAAAAGUUCAUAGCGCAAAAUGGGGCUGAUUCACUUUCGGUACUACAACAAAAUGGAUCCUGUGUUAUAGAAAGAACUGAGUCCACUAAACUAAAAACAUCUAGAAGCCCAGCAGAUGGUUGUGAGGAGAAGAAAUCUAGUAAUAUUGAGAGACCAGCUGAAGAUAAGAGUUAUGUGAAUGCAGACUAUCACUGCUCGUCGUCAGACAGUGAUGAUGAGGUGAUUGGACAGUAUCAGGAAGCCGUGUCUCGAUCGCAGGGUCUCAGGGGUGGGUCAGCGGGGACUCACUCACGCCACCAGAAGGGCUAUGGCUGGGACACACGGCAGAAAUACUGCCCCCUAGCGGCUGAAUAUGAUGGCUACAGCAGUGAGGCCUCAGCAGAUGAUGUAAACUGUAUCCAGCGGAUGAGACGGACUCCACCAUUGGAUGAGCUGCAGCCUCCACCCUAUCAGGAUGAGAAUGGGUCGCCACGCAUGUCAUGCACACCCUCUGACCUGGACGAUGCCAAAUGUGACCUUUCCCAGGGGAGCGAUAGCCCCAGACACAGCUAUGGAAAAUGUCCAAGUGAGGUCAGCGGCGCACAGGAAACAGAGAGUUUCCUUAACAAGGGCUAUGAAGAAGAUGUGCCCAGUGACAGCACUGCUGUACUCAGCCCAGAGAAUCUGUCUGCACGUGGAUCGGCGGCUCAGCUUCCCAAAGGUUACGACCCUGAGCCUCUCUCUCAAUAUGGAACUCUCGACGUCAUCUUUGACUACGAUUCGUCUGACCAGCGUCUGUCUGUCACGAUAACAGCGCUGACAGACAUUCCUUCUCUCAAACGCACGGGUAACAUCUCCUGGCAGGUGCAUCUGGUGCUGCUGCCCACCAAAAAACAGAGGGCCAAAACCAUCAUCCAGCGUGGCCCCUGCCCCGUCUUCACAGAGACACUUUACUUCAGCCAUAUCGAGUCGGAGAUGAUCGGGAAUUAUGCCGUCCGGUUCCGCUUGUACAGCAUCCGCAGGAUGAAGAAGGAGAAGGCUCUUGGAGAGAAGGUGUUCUACCUCACCAAACUCAACCUACAGGGCAAGAUGUCAGUCCCCAUAAUACUAGACCCCUACUGCAACAUACCUGGCAGUGACUCUCAGGCAAGCAUGUCAGAUGUAUCGUGCAGCGAGACGGCCUCGUCGUUCCCAUCUGCUGGUCAGGGGUCAGCUCCUGAGAUCCUGCUGGGGCUUGUGUACAACGCCACUACAGGACGUCUCUCUGUGGAGGUCAUCAAAGGAAGCCACUUUAAAAACCUGGCAGCAAAUAAACCUCCCAACGGUUUGUUCUGUUGUCUAAAGCACUUGAUAGGUGGGCAGGUGUACAUAAUCCGAGACACAUACGUAAAGCUGACUCUGCUGAACUCAAUGGGUCAAGAGAUGUCCAAGUGCAAGACGUCCAUCUGUCGAGGCCAACCCAACCCCACCUACAAGGAGACCUUUGUGUUCCAAGUAGCUCUGUUCCAGCUCUCCGAUGUCACACUCAUCCUGUCGGUCUACAACAAGCGCAGCAUGAAACGGAAGGAGAUGAUUGGCUGGAUCUCUCUGGGGCUGAACAGCUCUGGGGAGGAGGAGCUGACACACUGGACACAGAUGAAGGAAUCGAAGGGACAACAGGUGUGUCGAUGGCACAGUCUUUUGGAGUCCUAGAAUGUCAGCAAGUGAUGGCAAUGAUGUGUGUUAUGGCAUAGGUGACAGAGAGCAGGUCAUGCCCUCGAACGGCCCCAAGACAACAGAGCUGGCCCUCACUGCAGUGCAUUAUGAGAAACACGAGUAGUUCUGGGGAUGUAAUCUACUCUCCUUCCCAAUGCACUGUGGGAAACGGGUUAGAGAAAAUGGUGAGAACAGGGUUAGAGAUGCCACACCGUUAAUGGAGGAAACACUACUGAGAUUUAUUUAGAUAUUUAUUUGUAU
This is a messenger RNA of Carassius auratus (goldfish), 2533 nucleotides long. RefSeq names its product synaptotagmin-14-like. Lineage: Eukaryota; Metazoa; Chordata; Actinopteri; Cypriniformes; Cyprinidae. The record is from RefSeq and is a predicted model, not a curated record. The transcript has 8 exons. The coding region runs from base 200 to 2269 and encodes 689 amino acids. Gene Ontology annotation, molecular function: phospholipid binding.